GAGUGCCCGGCUAGCUUGACAUGGUAGCAGUCGGGCUCAUGCAGCUUUGGUGCCAUGCACCCAGCAGAUGGCGCGCAAGAACGAGCUGAGCCUGGGCGCCUGCGUGAAGUAUAACAUUGGCAGCUUCUUUGCCGUUUUUUGCCUGGGAUGGAUCGUCAUCAGCAACCCCACCGUGCUCGGGCCGUGCCCAGUGCACGACGAGCCGGUGAAGCUGGCACAGGGGGUCUCUGAAGCGCUGAAGUCCUGGAAGGCUCAGCGCAAGGGGCCUUCGGAAGAUGAAGAUGAGGAUGAUGAGGAGGCGGAAGAGGCGGAGGAAGUUGUACUGGAAAAUCAUGUCUAUCAAAUGUCAGCUGCAAGGCUCCAGGCGCAGGGUGCGCCGGGUGCGCUGGAUGCGCUGCACAGUGCCAAAGAAGCAGGAACCCCGCAGUGGGUCUUUUGCGCUGCACAGUGGCAGGAUUGCACCUGCGGAGGUGCAGUUCGGUGGGGGAACAAAGAGACGUGGGCAGUCAUGGAGCCGAAGAAGAAGGGCGAGCUGCUGACAGUCAGGUGCAGCGUGCAGGUCUUGGAGGAUUUGCUGCCGGGGGACGACGGCAAGCACUGCGAGUGCCAGGUGCUGCCGGGCAGCGCUUUCUAUCGAGGACUGAAUCCCAUGUGGCUCCCGGAUGCCGAAGCAGAACGGCUGGGAGCUCCGCUCGCGUCCUCUUGCGAGCUUUGGGCUAAGGCCAAGGGGCAAGGCGCCUGGGGUGCGCAGCAGUGGCGAGCCACCGAGUUCUUCUGUGGGCCCUGGGACCAGGAGCCUUCAGGGGACCGCGAGAUUGACCUGGACACAAUGCGCAAGCUCAUGCGCGCGCGGGUCGAUGCUCGCUUCACCGAGGUGUACCACAAGUACUUUGGACGGCCGGGGGAGAAGCAAGGCUGGGCAGACCGGGCCUACGUGAACUACUUCGCUGGGCCGCCUGACGGCAAGCACGCCAAGAUGACGGAGGAAUUGAUCCGGUCCGUGCACACCUUCUCCUCAGAGCUCAUCGUGGUGGUGAACUUCGGCAUGACGUGCUCCUCCCAGCUCACGGCCAAGCGCUUCCCGCGGCUGGUGCUGCUGCACGCGGAGCCCAUGGAUGUGGAGCUGCACCGGGGCUUCAACUUCAACAAGUUGCGCGCCUUCCUUUUCGCGCGGGUCUUGACGGGCGUCGGCCUGGACUCCGACCAGUUCGUGGCGCCCUACGUCGACCGCCUGUUCGAGAUGACGGAGCGGGAAAUCACAAAGAGCUACCCGUUCCCCAUCAUGCCCGUCCACUUUCUGGACCGCGGGCCAAAGGACUUGGGAGUUUGGUGGGGCCGCUACUGUCCAGAUACUGCCUGCAGCCUGCAGACCAUGCGCUGGGGCCAUGCCCAUCCCACUUGGACCUUUUGGGCUCUCCCAUUCAUCGGUCGUUGGCUUCGCCGGAACUUUCGCGACGAGACCCUGCCCGAAAUCGUUGGGAAGGUCAGCGCUCCCGCCCUGCGCGUCGUGGAGAUUCCGGAGGACGAGGACUUGCUGAACGUGGCGCUAUGGGAGGAGAAGGCUACGAAGCAGUGGUGCAAGUUCGACAUCACGGACCCUAUGGAGUUCCAGUUCCUUUUCGAGUGGAGGGCGAGGAGCGGGAACAAGUGUGGAGGACCUGGCUGCGCCAACAUCUAUGCAGACCGGCGCUUCUACAAGCAUGGCGCCGCAAAGCUGUUCUAUACCGCGCACCAUGCAGUGAACCCCGCGGAGACCCACAAGCAGGUCGACCGCAUUGAGAAGAAGUUCAAAGAGAAGAACUGGCCAGCUUCCACAGUGGUCUACAACCAGAAGCUGUGGGCGCCGGAGGAGCUGCGCAAGGCUCACCCGGAAGCGGUUUGUCUUGUGUGAUUGCCCAGUUCCGUGAAGCCUGC
Effrenium voratum is the source of this 1914-nucleotide messenger RNA. The record is from the annotation of a GenBank genome assembly. Lineage: Eukaryota; Dinophyceae; Suessiales; Symbiodiniaceae.